Molecule: messenger RNA, 723 nt
Organism: Saprolegnia parasitica CBS 223.65
Lineage: Eukaryota; Oomycota; Saprolegniomycetes; Saprolegniales; Saprolegniaceae
Exons: 1
Coding region: 1-723 (240 amino acids)
Source: RefSeq, a predicted model, not a curated record
AUGCCGCGACGACUGCUUCCGAACGUGACGACACCCAAUGUCUCCGUGCUGCAUGGGAAUGCUACCUUUGCGCCUGCGACGCAAGCCGUCCUAUCGCUGCCGCCAUUGGCCACCGCGGCCCCCGAGUCCAGCAGCGUCGUCCUUCUCUUGUACGCAGCGCUCUUCGUCAUCCUCCUCGGCUCGGUGCUCGUGUGCUACUUGCUCCGCCGGUCGCCCCCACGUCGUCGAUCGACCGGACCAGCGCACAUCGCGGCGUCGCCGUACUAUGAUCGCUUCGGGCCGCUGACGCCGCCGACGCUCCUCGAAGAGGUCCAUGGUCCCUGCACCGAGCCAGAGCUGAGCCCUCUCGACUCGUCGCCGUCGUCCUUGCAUUCGGACGGCGAGACGCCAGUUUUGCAGGACGAAAAACCGCGGCUCGUGAGUGUCGAUGCGCCGCCCGCUUGCAUUUUGGCGCAUGAAAGGUCAGAGAGUCGCAGCUGCACGCCGCCGUUUAGCACCCGCGUGCCGUCCUUCUACACAUCGCGCUUCACGGACCAGUCGCUGCGCUACUCGGUCAACUCGGAGGCGUCGAGCGACCGCGACACGUCGCUUUUUGCCACCGUGCGCGACAGUCACCUCUUCAAGGACUUUAUGGGCAGUCCGUCGUCGCUCGCGUCGUCCCGAGGCUCGUCGAUCUUGUACACGCGUAGCAGCUCGGUGCUCAACGCACAAUUUUCCGUUUAA